Saccoglossus kowalevskii is the source of this 2794-nucleotide messenger RNA. RefSeq lists its product as uncharacterized. NCBI's taxonomy places the organism in Eukaryota, Metazoa, Hemichordata, Enteropneusta, Harrimaniidae. Gene Ontology annotation, biological process: regulation of microtubule polymerization or depolymerization. The record is from RefSeq and is a predicted model, not a curated record.
GUGAUUUAUGUUCGUCAGAUUAUCUUAGUCAAGCAGACAGUCACCGAGUGUCAUUUUACUCCAUUUGCCCGGUAUUAGAAUUUCCUGAUAUCAAGUUUCUAGCUCGUUUAUCCUUGUGUCAUCAUGGCAGAACCAAUCAUUACAGAACCUCUUAAAUCGCCAAGUGGCAUGUCAUUUGAUUUGACCUUUGACAUAGAGGAAGAGAAUCGUUCCAAAUCAAAUGUGCCUAAACGCUUAUCCCAACUAAUGAUGGAGAAAGAAAACAAAACGCCAGUGAGUCCUGAAGAAUUGGAUGAAAAGCUGAAGAAAGCAGAGGAGAGGAGAAAGGAACAAGAAAAGGCGAGACUGGAAAGAAUCCAUGCACGAGAGGAAGAAUGUCGUAAGAUAACUGAAAAGUUUGGUACUUUAUUGGCACAAGAUGGUAAACUAGAGGGGGAGGAAGAUGGUGAAAAUGUCAAGGCGAUGUCUAUUAAACAAGCAGCUACAGUGAUCCAUAACGUAACACAGGGGUUGAACAAGAUGGGUGCCAAUCUCAAGCAUGACACGUCAGCUCCGUCCGAGUAGAUGGCAACUUUAUAUCUGCUUUGGUUCAUUUCAGAUAAAUUAUUUUAGAUGUACUGGUUUUCUGGGUGAUUACAAUAGUGGAGUUUGGGGUUCUUUGGUUGUGUAGCUAUCUUAUGAGCAAAGGUUGCGAGGGAGGUGGCAAUCACUGCUGAUUCCCUUCCAUGCAGUCAGCAGGAAUAUGCAGUUAAUAGGCACAUCUUUUACUAUACCAGCUUCAGUUUCAGACGAAAUACAGUGAUUAUGUAUUGUCAGCUUCCAAGUUACUAUUGAAAGUUUACAAAAUGUUUGUAAAAUAUGGAAAAUAAGUUUGUCAUUCACACUCAACAAUUGGAAGUUGGACACAAUUCAGAUCUGCUAGCCAUUCAUCUAGUGAAAAACUUGGGCAUACAAUCUCAUCAACAGUUGGUUAUAAUAACCUCUCUGCCCCUUACAGUCGCAGGCAUAUACUACGUAACUUGCAACCACUGAACUCAAAACUAGUCUAUUGAACAAUAUAUAGACACCUGUCUAUUAUAGGAUGAUUGGAAACAACCAACUAUAAACACAGAACAUAAAAAUACUGCUUUGAAAUUUAGCUGUAUCUUCUGUGACUAUUCUCGCCACCUUAUUGUUCCAAUGGACAGGUGUAUUAUAUAUCAACAUUGUCCUAACCUCCGUGAGAACAGCUUUCCUAAUUGGCUGAUUUUAAAACUUGUUAGUUGUUAAAUCCAAUGGGCAGCCGUAGUACAUGAUGUGGUAGUUACUACUUUACCAAAUAAGAAAAGCACAGCAUUCCUAAUUCGUUGAUGUUAAGCUUUGUUUGCUAUGAAAUGCAAUGGGCAGCCUUGUUACGUGUCAUGGUCAAUAUUACAUUACCAUACAAGAAAAGCAACAGCAUUCCUAAUUCGUUGAUGUUAAUCUCUUAUAAUAGUUACUUUAUUUUAGAUUGUUUGCCCUCAAAAACUUGUUACAAUAUUAACAUAAGGAUUUUCAUUUUAUACACUGAAUUUGUUUUGUGAAUUAUCAGAUUUUAGUUUCAACAAACUGGAUAAAUACCUUGAUUCUAUCCCUUACAUGUGGUACAGUUGUGUGUGGCUUGUACACAAGUCACUGUCUUUGCUGCAUGUUGUGUUUCAUUCCUUUGUACUUUGUAGUAUCUAUUAGCAACUUUUGAUGUAAGCACCCCUCACAUUCAGAGUGCUACAAUUUUGGCCACCAAGGUCUUGUGUGUAUGCAACCACAAACUGUCAGCACUACACAGUAGCUACUGUCAUCUGAUGUUACAAGCACUGUAGAAAAAAGGCCAAGCCGAGUGCUGUGAGCAGGAAAUAGUUCCUAUUUACUCUGUUGCAUGUUUUCUGGAUUUGUCUUUUGGUUUUUCGGUGAUCUCUCAAUCCUAAAGUCAGUGCCAAUACACAUCUAGUUCUCCGCUAUCAGUAUCCUGUAAACAAACCCGCUUGAAUUUCGGGAGAGAUCUCGUGCUCCUGAGUCUAGGAAAGCAGUGACAUUGUAGACGUUUAACCCUGCCAGCCCUAUGUACUUUUACAUUGGCUUGACCAGAUAAGGGUUAAAAGUGUGAGUCGCGGAGAUUUAUGUGAAAUGCUGUCUUCACGAAUGUCAUCAAAUCAGAAAAUUUGUAUCAGUGCAAAUGAAACAGUUUGAGGUUAUCUUCUUAGCAUUCAGUGUAGUGUCGAUAUUUACCCCAGUACACCAUAGAUUUUUAUCAAACAUUACUAUGUACCAUGUAUGUCAAUAACCCGGUGUACCAAUUUUCCUGUUCUCGUGUUUCUGUGGAGAUUUUUAAAUGAUCAUAUCAAAAUUACUUCCUUGUGCUGAUUGAGUCAGGACUUUUUAAAUUCAUAAACCUAGUAAGGGUGCAUCUUUGUAUUUUUUAUGGACCAGCGCCGGCAUUUUAUAUUUUGCAACAAUUUAUUUUAGUAUUCAAGAUUCUGUUUACAGAAUUGUAAAGAGAUGACAUUCAGUUAGUGUCUAUAUGAAAUUGGUUUUAUAGUCUAGAUCAAGCCACUUGUACUUUCCAUCCAUUGGUUUCUAGCCUCCAACCAGUAUUAGUACAGUCUGUGAAAUAAGCUCUUUUAACCCUUUGAAUCCCAAAGUUGGCUUUUGUCACCUUUCAAAAAUUAUAAUCAAGAAUUUUAACAAAAAGAAAAUUAUGUUCAUUUGGUUCAAAAUUAACAAAAAAACAUCUAAAAAUGUUGCAUAAAAUUUUUUGGGAAAAACCCUGGCAUUCAAA